AUUCGCUAUAUGUUUUCAAAUUCGAUUGAUUUUAAAUUGGAAGCCCAAAAUUAGUUUAUAUAUAAACUUUCCAAUUUUAUUUAUUAAUUCGUUUGAAAUUGAAAGCCCACAAUUUAGUUAGUUUUGAGUCGGAAGCCCACUGUUUUAGAAAAGUACCCGAAACGUUUUAUGGCGAUGAAAAUAGGCAGGAGAAUUCUAGACCAAAACCUAAAUUAUAUUGAGCAGUUUUAUUCGAUGAAGAGAUGAAGAGACAAAGAGUAAUCGAGUUAGAUCGUGUGGAGAAGACAACAAAGUUCAACAUAGAUUGGGACGAUGCUUUGGGUGAAGAAGAAGUUCCCGAGCUCGAGAUCAUCGCCACUGACAAAAUUCCGCAGCGUGAGCCUACUCUUUCCGGCGAUGAACCCGCCGUCUGUGUGCGAUCCCUCAGGGAUAACGAACUCGACGAUCAUCUGAAGCGUCAGAGAUCACUUCUUACUCGUCUCGGUGAUAAGUUGCCAGAUAAGGGCGAGAAAAUCCGAAACAGAAUCGGAGACCUCGAGUACGAGAAGCAGCGAAGGAUGUUCCAACAACGGACCAAAAUGGAUGCGGACAACGGAUGUCAGAUUCUCGAGAAACCGAAAAGCUCAGAUGUGUUUAUGCAAGCGAGUACAGCCUCAAAAGACACCUCUGGACAAGGGAAUACGGGAUCGAAAGACGUGUCUCGGUCAACAUUUGCUGCUCAUUUUAGUGACAAUCAUAAAGCGGGAGCUCAAUCAGUAAAACUGUUUAACGACAAACUACAAGAUUUGGGACGCGGAAGCUGGAAAAGCAAAGCAAAUAGCGACUCAAUAAUAGAGAAAAGUAAUGGGUGGCGAUCACUGCCAAGAUUAAGCAAGUGUAAGGUGAGUGAAAAGAACUUUUAUUCUGAAGCUAAGGAUCCAAAAGGGGAUCGAAAACCCAAUGAAGCUUAUGGUAAGGGAAAGCCAAAGGAAUCUUCCCCUUACUUACUUGUCGAUGAUGAUGACGACGACAACCCCGUCAUUAGCUAUGAAACUCCCAGGGAGUGGAGUUCGAAAGCAUCGCCAUCACAGAGUUCAAGCUGCAGGAAGAAAUCAGAUGAUAAAGUGAUUAAUUUGGACGAAGAUGAACCUCAGUCUCCAAUGGUAGUAGACGAAGCAUGUGAACUUCCUGAAGGGUUACCUGAAGAUAUUUACUACCCAUCAAGUGAUCAAAGUGAUGGGCGAGACCUUGUUCAAGUAUCUCUUAAAGAUUUGAAAUGCCUUUCACCUGGGGAAUAUCUUACAUCGCCAGUUAUAAAUUUCUACAUCAGGUUCUUGCAACAUCACGUGUUUUCAGCAGAUGAGACAGCUGCUAAUUGUCAUUUCUUCAAUACGUUUUUCUACAAGAAGCUCAUAGAAGCUGUUUCGUACAAGGGUAACGACAAGGAUGCAUAUUUUGUGAAGUUCAGGCGGUGGUGGAAGGGUUUUGAUCUCUUCUGUAAAUCAUAUAUAUUUAUACCGAUACAUGAAGAUCUCCACUGGAGCUUAGUAAUAAUUUGCAUCCCAGACAAGGAGGACGAAUCGGGAUUGACUAUAAUUCACUUGGAUUCAUUGGGACUUCACCCAAGAAGUUCGAUUUUUAAUAAUGUCAAAAGAUUUCUGAGAGAGGAAUGGAACUAUCUAAAUCAAGAUGCUCCAUUGGAUUUACCAAUUUCAGCAAAAGUAUGGAGAGACCUUCCCAAUAUGAUCAACGAAGCUGAAGUGCAGGUUCCACAACAGAAGAAUGAUUUCGACUGUGGUCUGUUUGUGCUCUUCUUCAUAAGACGUUUCAUCGAAGAGGCUCCUCAAAGGCUGACAUUGCAGGAUUUGAAAUUGAUUCACAAGAAGUGGUUUAAACCCGAAGAAGCUUCCGCUUUGAGGAUCAAAAUCUGGAACAUACUCGUUGAUCUAUUCCGCAAGGGUAACCAAGCUGUAUAGAACAGAGAAUCCUUGAGAUCCUUGUCGAGUUUGGUAACUCUAAUUAAGAAAUGAAAGAGAAGUUUUUUGUUAACAGAUCAUUUUGUUCAAGUCCUGUAAUAUAACUAAGGAGCAUGACAUAAUCAUAAGUCAGAACAAAUCAACAAACCAAUAAUAACUUAUCCGAAUAAAAGCCAA
Molecule: messenger RNA, 2132 nt
Organism: Arabidopsis lyrata subsp. lyrata
Lineage: Eukaryota; Viridiplantae; Streptophyta; Magnoliopsida; Brassicales; Brassicaceae
Product: ubiquitin-like-specific protease 1C
Exons: 14
Coding region: 243-1955 (570 amino acids)
Biological process (GO): proteolysis
Molecular function (GO): cysteine-type peptidase activity
Source: RefSeq, a predicted model, not a curated record